GACGCAUUUCAGUCAAAGGUUUAUGCUCGGAUCCGUUAUAAGGUCCUUUUACUGUUCGCCGUUACAGCGGUUUGGGAUACAUUUUGGGAUUUCCAGUCCUAUCCCGGAACAGCCAUGAAGCUUUCUGAGAAAAUCGCAGCCUACAAUUCUCCUCACCCAUUCUACACAUUCGAGUUUUUCCCUCCGAGAACAGAUCAGGGAUUCGAGAAUCUGAUCACUCGGAUUUCACGGUUGUCUUCUUUAAAUCCAAUCGCCAUCAGCAUAACAUGGGGAGCUGGAGGAUCAACUAAGGAGCGUAGUCUUGACUUGGCUGGACUAACUCAAGCAGAGUACGAGAUCGAUACAGUGCUGCAUUUGACAUGCACAAACAUGAAACAUGGUAUGGUAGAUGACGUGCUAAAGGCAGCAAAAGCCCGAGGUAUUCAAAACAUACUCGCUCUGCGUGGAGAUCCUCCUAGAGGUCAAGAACACUGGAUUCCAAUCGAUCCUCGAUUCAAUCAUGGAAUAGACUUGGUUACAUACAUUCGUUCUCAUCAGUACUUUUCUUCCGACUUCUGCAUCGGUGUAGCAGCUUACCCUGAAGGUCACCCCGAUGGAGAAACCGACGAAGAUAAAGAGCUAGAGUUCCUGAAAGCCAAGGUUGACGCAGGAGCUGACUUUAUCGUCACCCAACUUUUCUAUGAUGUGGAUCGUUUCCUACAUUGGGUAAAAAGAGUGAGAGAAAUAGGUAUCACCGUGCCUAUCAUACCUGGGAUCAUGCCCAUACAAACAUAUUCAUCCUUCCUUCGAUUGAUCAAGUUGUGCGGUGUUUCAGUCCCAUCAUCCAUAAUGUCAGAUUUAGAAUCAAUCCAACAUGAUGACCAGAUGGUGAAGGAUUAUGGUGUUCAGCUCGCAAUCGACACCAUUAAAAGGAUAACAACCAAAGGAACAGUACCUGGUAUCCACUUCUGUACCCUGAAUCUUGAAAAGAGCGUUCAGCUUGUACUCGAGAAUCUCCAGUGGGCUGGUGGGAGUCCUGUGACAAAGAACAAGCUUAUUGCCGAAACACCCGGCUCUAUUAUUCACCCUCUACCUGGUUCUGAGCUUAUAAUCACGCCUAGUAGUGCAACGUCUUCGGCUGCUAACGCCCUGACAACAAAGCAAACGGCUGAUACUGAAGUCGGUAGGGGAGAGGUCAAUUAUGCUGCAACAUGGGAUGACUUCCCUAACGGUCGAUUUGGUGACUAUAAGAGUCCAGCAUUCGGUGAUCUAGGCCCCUGGGGAGCCCCUGUACUAUCGCGCACCGAAGUUAUUGAUGAAUGGGGCAGCCCAAAGACGGAACAGGAUCUGACAGAACUGUUCGUCCGAUACCUUCACUCUGAAAUUACGACAACACCAUUCUCUCCUUCUGCCUUGUCUCCAGAGUCUCUCAGAAUCCUUUCGCACUUGGAGCGUCUAACUCAAAGGGGAUGGUGGACAGUAGGAUCACAGCCCGCUGUUGACUGUGGCAACUCGACAGAUCCAGUAUUUGGAUGGGGACCUAGAGGAGGCUAUGUAUUUCAGAAGAGCUUUGUUGAAUUUUUCGCUGAUGAGGAGGCAGUUAAGGAGAUUGUACAAAAGAUCGAGAAGGAAGGACAAGGGGUUGUCCAUUAUUUCGCAGGAAAUAUGCAGGGAGAAUGUCGAAGCAAUGUUCCUGAGGAUGGUCGCAAUGCAGUAACUUGGGGAAUAUUUCCAGGACAGGAAAUUGUCCAGACCACGAUCAUUGAGCGGGAAUCCUUCUUGUCGUGGAAGGACGAGGCGUUUUCUAUAUGGGCGGAAUGGGCUUCAUUCUACCCCCCAGGCUCUCAGGAAAGAGAAUUGUUGGACGUUGUUAUGCAAAAAAGAUGGCUAGUAAGUAUCGUACACCACGAUUACAGAAACCCUGGUGGCCUGUGGACAUUCCUGUUUGGCGGAAAUAUUGCGUUGUAAUCAAAACUGUACUCUAAUGUAUAAAAUUGGUCACGUGACCUGAAUAUGAAACUUGACAUGAUUGCCAUUGC
This is a messenger RNA of Serpula lacrymans var. lacrymans S7.9, 2018 nucleotides long. RefSeq lists its product as uncharacterized. The record is from RefSeq and is a predicted model, not a curated record. NCBI's taxonomy places the organism in Eukaryota, Fungi, Basidiomycota, Agaricomycetes, Boletales, Serpulaceae. Gene Ontology annotation, cellular component: cytosol. Gene Ontology annotation, molecular function: methylenetetrahydrofolate reductase [NAD(P)H] activity; FAD binding. The transcript has 11 exons. Gene Ontology annotation, biological process: tetrahydrofolate interconversion. Bases 115 to 1947 code for a protein of 610 amino acids.